This is a messenger RNA of Pteronotus mesoamericanus, 444 nucleotides long. RefSeq names its product chemokine like factor (gene CKLF). Lineage: Eukaryota; Metazoa; Chordata; Mammalia; Chiroptera; Mormoopidae. Gene Ontology annotation, cellular component: membrane. The coding region runs from base 1 to 444 and encodes 147 amino acids. The record is from RefSeq and is a predicted model, not a curated record. The transcript has 4 exons.
AUGCCGGCCCAGAAGCUGAAGCAUCGCCCUUUCUGCUUCAGCGUGAAAGGCCAUGUGAAGAUGCUGCGGCUGGCACUAACUGUUACAUCUAUGACCUUUUUUAUCAUCUCACAAGCCCCUGAACCAUACAUUGUUAUCACUGGAUUUGAAGUCACCGUUAUUUUCUUUUUCAUAAUUUUAUAUAUGCUCAGACUUGAUCGAUUAAUGAACUGUAUAUUUUGGCCUUUGCUUGAUAUCAUCAACUCACUGGUAACAGCAAUCUUCAUGAUAAUCGUAUCGGUGUUGGCACUGAUACCAGAAACCACGACAUUUACAGUCCUUGGAGGGGUGUUCGGACUUCUGGUGGUGGUGUGCUGCAUUGCCGACGGGGUUCUCAUGUGCAGGAAGCUUCUAUUUAAUCCAAGUGGUCCUUAUCAGAAAAAAGCUGUUCAUGAAAAAAUAUAA